AUGUCGGUCCAGCGUGUGAUCUCGCGCGCCUCUCGUGCACUUGUUCCCUCGAGUUCUCCUUCAUCUGCGUCCAGGUACUACUCCUCCGCACCCCGGCCCGCAACAGAGGAAUCUAAGAGUGCGCUCCCCCCUCGCUGGCUCUCAGACACCAAAACCCGCAUUGGGCGAUGCAUCACCUUCGGUCUCCCCCCAAAGCUGGUUGAGGAGGCCGGCCAGGUCCUGCAGGUCCUAGCCCGAGACUGGCGAGAGCUCCUCGCAGGUAGUGAGGGCUACCUGACUUCGGAGAAAAGAGCGGGCUUACACAGGCAGAAGAUCGUCUGGGGCGAACAGGACGCCAUGGGCCACAUGAACAACACGAUGUACGUCCGCCACGCGGAGAGUGGACGGUGCAACUGGGUCCGCAACUACAGUAGCCACGUUGACCCUACCCACAAGCAACGGUGGGAAGAUUUGAUAUCCUCCAAGGGCAUCGGGUUGAUCCUAAAGAGCAUAACUGUCGACUUCAAAUUCCCCAUGAAAUGGCCAGACCGGGUCUCUGUCUACCACAAGCUUCGGUACCGGCCGGACGAGUCUACAGAUUCCUUGAUCCUGGACGUGUUGAUCAUGUCCGAGGUACGCCAGCGUCCGGCGGCCCGGUGCUUGGAAGAUGUCGUGGUGUAUGACUACAGGGUGGGAAAGAAGAGCACUCUGGAACCGUUCAUGCUCGAGGAAUUCAAGAAGACGUUUGAUUUACAAGAGGCCGCGAAGAAGGAGAAUCAUGCCAAGAUCGAGUGGAUUGAGCAGCGCGUGAGGAGCCUCGAGACCGGAUCCUGGGACAGACAUGAUGCGAAGGAAGACUUUGGAAGCGCCGGAAGGCAAUGA
This is a messenger RNA of Fonsecaea monophora, 861 nucleotides long. RefSeq lists its product as hypothetical. The transcript has a single exon. Gene Ontology annotation, molecular function: fatty acyl-CoA hydrolase activity. The record is from RefSeq and is a predicted model, not a curated record. Lineage: Eukaryota; Fungi; Ascomycota; Eurotiomycetes; Chaetothyriales; Herpotrichiellaceae. The coding region runs from base 1 to 861 and encodes 286 amino acids.